AGCGGGCAGAGGGGCCCGGACCGGGGCCGACGGGCCGGUACCAGGCGUGACGGGCCCACACAGGGCCUGGCGGGCCCGUACCGGGGAUGACGGGCCGGUACCGGCAGUGACAGGCCCGUACCGGUGUCCCGGGUCUGUAUUGGUGCGACAGCCCCGUAUCAAUGUAACGGCUCCGUUCCGGUGUCCCGGGCCGGUACCGAUGUCCCGGGCCACGGCCCCGCCCCGCCGGGCCCCGCAGCCCCCGAGCAGGGGGCUCAGAGUCCCGGGGCAGCGGCGGGACCGCCCUGUGCCAAAGCUCCGGUGGCGCCGGGGGAGGUUCAGUUGGAUAUCGGGAAAAACCUCCUGGAAAGGGCCGUCCGGGGACACCCCAGCCCGGGGGGUGUGACAGCCCCGGAGGUGGCACCUGGGGACAGGGGCGCGGGGGCCCUGGGCCGGGCUGGGGGAGAGGGGUUGGACCCCACGGGGGUUUCGACCCGAGGGGGUUCCAUGGCCCGAGCCAGCAUCCCAAACACCCCCAGUCCUGCGGGACCCUGAGACCACCUUUAAAUGGAGCCUUUGGGGCUGUUCAGGGACACGGAACCGCGGCUGGGCCGGGCCCAGCUGAGCUGAGACCAGCUGAGCCAAACCGAGUCGGGCCGUGCUAAGCUCAGCCCAGCCCAGCUCAGCCAUGGUAAAUCCAGGUCAGCCCAGCCCAGCCGAGCCAAACUGAUCCCAGCUGAGCCCAACCGAGCCAAGCUGAGGCCAGCCCAGCCCAGCCGAGCCAUGCUCACCUGAGCCCAGUACAGUCCAGCCCAGCUGAGCCAAACCAAGCUGAGCUGAGCUGAGCCAUCCAAACGGAGCAGAGCCAUGCUGAGCUCAGCCAAGCCGAACCUGCCCGAGCCAAACCAUGCCGAGCUGAGCUUAGCCGUGCCACACCGAGCCCGGGCCAUGCUGAGCCGAGCCGAGCCAAGCCCUGCCCACCUAAACCGAGCCGAGCCGUGCUGUGCCGAGCUGAGCCCAACGCAGGCGAGCCAAGCCGAGCCCAGCUGUGCCUGGCUGAGCCGAGCCUAACCGAAAUGAGCCCAGCCGAGUCCGGCUGAGCCGAGCCGAGCCAAACUGAGCCCAGCUGUGCUCGGCUGAGCCGAGUCCAGCGAGCGAUCGAGCGGCUGCGCGGCCCGGCCGUUCCCGCCGGAGCUGUCCAGCCCCAUCCCGCCUCUCCCGGCGCUCCUGCCGUUCCCGCAUCCCGCUCCCGCUGCUCAUCCCGAUCCCGCUCAUCCCGAUCCCGACCCCGCCAUGCGGGAGCGAUGAGCGCAGCCGCCCCGCCCGGCCAUGGAGGAGGAUUUGUUCCAGCUCCGGCAGCUCCCGGUGGUGAAGUUUCGCCGCACCGGGGAGAGCUCCAGGUCAGAUGAGGAUGGAAUUUCAGGAGAGCACGAGGUGCAGAUUGAGGGGGUCAGGACAGAGUUAGAACCUGUGGAGCUGGAGGAUGGAGCUGCAGUGCCAAAGGAAUUUGCCAACCCCACGGAUGAUACUUUCAUGGUGGAAGAUGCGGUGGAAGCCAUUGGAUUUGGGAAGUUCCAGUGGAAGCUCUCUGUCAUCACCGGAUUAGCCUGGAUGGCAGAUGCCAUGGAAAUGAUGAUUUUAAGCAUCCUGGCUCCCCAGCUCCACUGUGAGUGGCGAUUGCCCAGCUGGCAGGUGGCUCUGCUCACCUCGGUGGUGUUUGUGGGAAUGAUGUCCAGCUCCACCCUCUGGGGAAACAUUUCAGACCAGUAUGGGAGAAAAACAGGCCUGAAGAUCAGCGUGUUGUGGACACUCUACUACGGGAUCCUCAGUGGGUUUGCUCCCGUGUACAGCUGGAUCCUGGUGCUGAGGGGCCUGGUGGGAUUUGGGAUUGGAGGAGUGCCUCAGUCGGUAACUUUAUAUGCUGAGUUCCUUCCAAUGAAAGCCAGAGCAAAGUGCAUUUUAUUAAUAGAGGUUUUCUGGGCCCUUGGGACUGUGUUUGAGGUGCUCCUGGCAGUGCUGGUGAUGCCCACACUGGGCUGGCGCUGGCUCCUCAUCCUCUCUGCCCUCCCACUCCUGCUCUUCGCUGGCCUGUGCUUUUGGCUGCCAGAGAGUGCCAGGUAUGAUGUGUUGUCUGGGAACCAGGAGAAAGCACUUGCCACUUUGAAGAGGAUAGCAACAGAAAAUGGAGCUCCAAUGCCUCUGGGAAAACUGGUCAUUUCCAGACAGGAAGACCGAGGAAAAAUGAAGGACCUCUUCACCCCCCAUUUCAGAUGGACCACGUUGUUGCUCUGGUUUAUAUGGUUUUCCAAUGCCUUUUCAUAUUAUGGGUUAGUUUUAUUAACUACGGAGUUCUUCCAAGCAGGAGAUGUUUGCAGCAUAUCCAGCAGAAGGCAGGAAGUUAAAGCAAAAUGCAGCCUGACCUGUGAGUAUCUGACAGAGGAGGAUUACACAGACCUGCUCUGGACAACCCUGUCAGAAUUCCCUGGGGUGUUGGUGACACUCUGGAUCAUCGACCGGAUUGGCCGCAAGAAAACCAUGGCCCUGUCCUUCCUUGUGUUCUCAUUUUGCAGCCUCCUGCUGUUCCUCUGUGUUGGAAGGAAUGUUCUGACUGUGCUGCUCUUCAUUGCAAGAGCCUUUAUUUCAGGAGGAUUUCAGGCUGCUUAUGUUUACACUCCUGAGGUUUAUCCCACAGCCACACGUGCUUUGGGCCUGGGAACAUGCAGUGGAAUGGCAAGAGUGGGAGCCCUCAUAACCCCCUUCAUUGCACAGGUGAUGUUGGAAUCCUCAGUGUACCUGACCCUGGUGGUUUACAGCGGCUGCUGCCUCCUGGCCGCCCUGGCCUCCUGCUUCCUGCCCAUCGAGACGAAGGGCCGUGGCCUCCAGGAGUCCAGCCACAAGGAAUGGGGCCAGGAGAUGGUGGGGAGAGGAUCUCACUCCCCAGGGGAAUCACAGGAGUGAUGGCACAUGGAAAGAAUGAAUGACUGGAGCAAGAUUUCUCACAAAACCUCCGAGCCUGAAGCAUCGAAAGCUGAGCCUCGUCACUGCCAACGUCACGUGUCAAACUGCAGGAAUCUGGGGGUGAACCUCAGCAAAUUGUGUCUCUGCUGCUCUUUGCUCACACUCAUAGAAACUUUCCAUCUGUAUGGAGAGGGAUUUAAUCCAGACAUCCUCUGGAGUUUAGCAGGAAGGGUGUUUCUCUGUUGUGCUUGCAUGGUCAGCUCUUCAGCUUCAAACGUCCCGUGCUGAGCAAAUCACCAAGUGACUGCAGCCCAGCAUCAGCUGUAACUAAAUACUGAACUCUUGAGCCUAAAAACAAGAGGUUGAUAUUUAUUGUGUCCCUGGCCCUGCACAGGGUGGGUUCCACACACUACACUAGGAAUUACAUGCCUGCCUUGCACUUUUAGCCAUCAAAAACACAAAAUGUGGUUCUGGCAAACCAACCUUUGCAGUUCCCCUGGUUGUGGGUUCUGUUCCUGGAGAUUUAACUGGGAAGGAUUGCAUGGAAAUGAAUUCCUGAAUGUUUCUCCCAUCCCAGCAGGUAAUUGGAGCCCUGAGGGUGGUAUUUGCUGCAGAGCUGAAACCUUAUAUCACAAAUAUAAAUCAUAGAAUCAUUAAGGUUGGAAAAGACCUCCAAGAUCAUCAAGUCCAGCUUUUAAAUCCUCAUGGUUUGUAGGAGAAUUUGAGUUCUCUGACAUUGCUAGAAACCUUGAACUCUCUGUCUUGCUUGGUGUGGGGAGGUGCUCACUGCUGCGGUUCUGUCCAUGGAUCCAGGUGUGUCCCUGCUCCAUUUACCUGAGCACCUUCCCACAGUGUAGCCAGUAUCUGAGUUGGAAGAGCUGCUGUUGGGAUGGAGCUGCUUCCAAGUGUCUCCCAAAAAAUGCUGGCCUCCUUACAGCUGGGCAGGACUUCUCCAGAGCUGCUGAUUGUACAUUGACUGGUGACAAAGGAAUGUAGCUGGAAUUGUGACAUAAAAGGAGCAAAAGUCACAGGAAGAGCCAAACUGCAAUGACCCCUGGAUGAGGAACAUCCCUCCCUCAGGUGUGGCUCCUCGAGGUGAUGGUGCUGCUCUUGUCAGGGAAUGUCAUGGAGUUCAGGUGAAGACAAGCUCAGAAAUCUGUCACUGGGCAGGAAAUCCCAUUGCAGAGCCUAUGGGAAUGUGUGAGGAUCUGAGAUGUGCCUCCUCCAUUUCCCAGUGUAUUUUCAGGAUUCCAAAUUAUGGAACACAACCAAAUGUGAGGGACAUGGAGUCUGUGCUCAUCCUGGGAUGUGUUUUCAUAGUCUGUCUGAUCAGGUGUCUCACAUAAACACAGGUAAGUGUGCAGCACAUUUUUGCACAGUUGAAUAUUUUAGGUGUCCUGGGAAGCAGGUCCUGUUCCUGGGGGCAGGAAUAGGUCACUGAGCCCCUGUUUGGGGGCAGUACAAGUGAACCCUGUUGGGCUCAGCUGUCACUGGGGGUCUCCCAGCACUGUGUGAUGCUCCACCACACAUCAGGCUCAUUGUUCAGAGACUGGAGGGAAAACAGAAGUGGAUAAUUCCUUAAAAAAACUGAGGAAACUCAGGCUAAGGAAGAAGGCCAAAGAGGUUGUUGGUGUUGUGUGUGUGGGGGUGUUCUCUGGGAACAGGCACAGUUUGCCAAGGCACCAGAGUGUCCAUCCAGUCCCCACUGAUGGCUCAGUGGAAGAUUCCAGGAGUGGUUGGUGUAAACAGGCAAAGUUGGCUUUUCCCAGCUACACAGAAAUGAAUUCAUCUCCCAGGGGAUCCC
Messenger RNA from Corapipo altera (White-ruffed manakin), 4741 nucleotides. It is a transcript of the gene SVOP, whose product is annotated as SV2 related protein. The coding region runs from base 1309 to 2937 and encodes 542 amino acids. Gene Ontology annotation, biological process: transmembrane transport. Gene Ontology annotation, molecular function: transmembrane transporter activity. Gene Ontology annotation, cellular component: membrane. The record is from RefSeq and is a predicted model, not a curated record. NCBI's taxonomy places the organism in Eukaryota, Metazoa, Chordata, Aves, Passeriformes, Pipridae. The transcript has 16 exons.